This is a messenger RNA of Saccoglossus kowalevskii, 3799 nucleotides long. Its product is annotated as translesion synthesis protein REV1-like. NCBI's taxonomy places the organism in Eukaryota, Metazoa, Hemichordata, Enteropneusta, Harrimaniidae. The record is from RefSeq and is a predicted model, not a curated record. Gene Ontology annotation, biological process: error-free translesion synthesis; error-prone translesion synthesis. Gene Ontology annotation, cellular component: nucleus. Gene Ontology annotation, molecular function: damaged DNA binding; DNA-directed DNA polymerase activity; deoxycytidyl transferase activity.
GUUAGAUCAAGUUGGCGGAGAAAACGAAAAUACUGAUGAUGUCAGCAAAUGUAUACAAUAAAAUGCGAAGCUCAGCUAAAUACGAACCACUGUCUGCCGCGCUGAACACAAGUAACCGACUAUGAGUAGACGAGGAAGAAGAAAGUUUGGUGAUGGCGGAUGGAGCGAAGAGGGUGGUUAUAUGGCAGCCAAAAAACGAAAACUUGAUGAACAAUUUGGAGAAGAUGUACCACGUCAGAUACAACGGCAAGGCUCUAGUUCCAAAAUAUUUGAAGGUGUUACCAUCUAUGUCAAUGGCUACACAGUUCCAUCAUCGGAUGAAUUGAAACGACUUAUGAUGUUACAUGGAGGGCGCCAUACUUUUUAUUACAGAAAGACAACAGUAACUCAUAUUAUCGCUACCACCUUACCUCAUAGUAAAAUACUAGAUAUUAAAGAUAAAAAAGUCAUGAAAGCAGACUGGAUAUUAGACAGUAUAAAAGCUGGUAAACUCUUAUCAUGUCCACCAUACAUGCUGUAUACAAAGCAAUCUAAAUCACAGCCUGGAAUUAGGUUUACUAAAGUUGAUCCACCGUCAGCCAAUCAGGCAACAAGCAGUGCUAGCAUAGCCAGUGAAGACUCAGAGAAUAGGGAUGAUCCAGCCAAUCAGAAAUCAGAGUUUUUACAAAUGGAAAUAGAGAGCUCUGAAUUAACCACUCAGGAUCCAGAGAGUGGUAAAUUAGCCAAUCAUGAAUCAGAUAGUUCUGAUUUGACCAAUCAAGAACCAGAGAGUUCAGACUUCACAAAUAUGGAAAUAGAAAAUUACGAAUUACGAAAUCUGGAGAUUUCUAGUCCAGUUAAAGUAUCCAGCCAAAGUGUAACUUCUGUUUGCGUUAAUCAGGAUAAUUCAGUAAUGAGUUUUGAUGAAAAUGAAGUAAUGACUGAUACUAACAUGAAUGAUGGAGAUUGCAGAAAAAAGUCUAAAGAAUCUCCUCAAUCUGCACAAUUGAUGGGAAAGAACAUAGAUCAAAGGUUACCAGCAAAGGCUGGAGAUCCUAACUUUGUGUCAGAAUUUUAUACCAAUUCUCGACUCCAUCAUAUUGCGACCUGGGGUGCAGAGUUCAAGGACCUUGUCAAAAAAUUACAAACUGAAGGUGAUGCUGUUUUCAGUGGAAGAGAAAAGUUGAAGAAACUUUAUGCAAGUUCUCGAAGUGAUGACAAAAGAGUGAUCAUGCAUAUUGAUAUGGACUGUUUCUUUGUAUCCGUUGGUCUGCUUAGUCGGCCAGAAUUGAAAGGAACACCUGUCGCUGUGACUCACUCAAAAGGAAAAGGUACGCAAUUGACUAAUCGUCCUGGAGCUGAUCCAGAGUUCGAGAAGGCUUACUAUGAAAAUAGACAUAAACAGAAAGUCGUGAAAGGGAAAACUGCAGCUCCAUGUCUAACUGACUCUUCAGUUGUACACAGUACCAGCAUAUCAGAGCUAGACUCAACAAAAACCUUUACUUCAAUGGCUGAAAUUGCAUCGUGUAGUUAUGAAGCCAGGAAGGCUGGGAUAAAAAAUGGUAUGUUCAUGGGACAAGCCAAGAAAUUAUGUCCAGAUCUUCAAGCGAUUCCGUAUGAUUUUGAGAAAUACAAAGAAGUUUCACAAAUCUUGUAUAAAACUGUAGCAAGCUAUACUCAUGAUAUCGAAGCAGUCAGUUGUGAUGAGAUGUUUGUUGAUAUUAGUGACAUCAUCAAUGGUAUUAAGGUUACACCAUUACAAGUAGCAACAGCAAUAAGAGAGGAAUUAUACAGAGAGACUGGUUGUAAUGCUUCAGCUGGCAUAGCCCCAAAUAUCUUACUUGCAAGAAUGGCAACAAGGAUUGCUAAACCCAAUGGUCAGUUUUACCUUCAAGCAGACACUGCAGCAGAGUUUAUAAAAACUCAGCUACUCAAAGGUCUUCCAGGUGUUGGAUCAUCACUGAAUCACAGACUGGAAACUAUGGGUCUGACGACAUGCGGAGAACUGCAAGAUAAACCAUUGAGAAUGUUACAACAAGAGUUUGGACCAAAGACUGGACAGUCUUUGUACAAUUACUGUAGAGGUAUUGAUGAGAGACCAAUCACUGCAGACAAGGAAAGGAAAUCUGUGUCUGCUGAAAUCAACUAUGGCAUUCGUUUCACACAGGACAGUGAAGCUCAAGACUUCUUGACUGAGUUAUCAACCGAGGUGCAAAAAAGGUUAAAGAACAUCAAAAUGCGAGGCAAGACUAUAACGCUGAAGUUGAAAGCAAGGAAAUCAAGCGCUCCCCUUGAGUCGGCUAAGUUCAUGGGUCAUGGUGUCUGUGAUAAUAUAGCAAAGUCAAGUACAUUGAUGACUCCAACAGACGAUGUGAAAAUAAUUACCAAAGAGUGUGUAAUGUUACUACGGCAGAUGAAAAUACAUGCAGCGGAUAUGAGAGGGAUGGGAAUUCAAAUCAAUAAACUUAGCAGUGCUGCCUCUGCAUCCUCUGGUAUGUCAGUCUUGGACUAUAUGAAGAACCAACCAAAGCCGUCAACAUCUAAAAUUAAUGGUGCUUCUGACCGAUCGAAGGUGAACGACAAAAAUGAUGAGGUCUUUGUUACUCCUGUGAAACAGUGCGGAAAGAAAGGCAUCAGAGACAUGUUUCAAAAUGGUGCAACUGCCAAAGCAGAGACUGUUGGCUCUGUUGCCAUGCCAACCAGUGAUGGAGAUUUGUUCUUGCCAUCACCAUCACAGGUUGAUCCCAGUGUUUUAGCAGCCUUACCCAGCGAUAUCAGACAACAAAUUGAAAAAGGUUAUGCUGCAAGGAAUCAGAGUAUACCAACAAAAAAACGGCAUCAGAAUAAUUUAGAAGUGGCAUCUAGCAAGUGGGAUAUAAGCGUACUGCAAGCGUUACCAGCUGACGUAGUCAAAGACCUUCUAUUGAGUGAGCUGGGAGAGAAACAACAAACAUAUAGUGGAGGAAACAUGCUACAAACCACUAAACAAAUCCAAAAUGAGAAUAUGCAGAUGUUGAAAGAUGUCUUAGAGGCAGGGCCAAGUAGAGUAGAGAAACAACCAACACAUGAUGUUGUGCCAUCUUUUUCCCAGAUUGACCCAAGCUUUCUUGAAGCCUUGCCACCUGAACUCAGAAAUGAACUUAAAAAUACUUAUAAAGGAAAGAAUUCCAAAAUGGCAACCAAGUUACAAGACAAAAUUAAGUGUAGUCCAGUGAAGCUUUCAUCUCCAAAAAAAGGAAAGAGUAAGAAAACAAGCCCUGGACGAGGAGCUAAAGGGUCUUCAAGAUCAAUAAAAAGCAGUCCUCAAAAACAGAAAAUAGACUGGCGAAACAAGCAACGAAAUAUUCAAAAUAUGCUAAUUGGAUCAUCGUCCAAUAUGGUGGAUCCUGAUCACCCUGGUAACCCAGAUUCUCCUGCAUUAGUACUUGAUGAUGUGCAAAGGAAGAGUGAUGAAAACUGUCUUGGUGAGGAGGAGGAAAAGGAUAAAGAGGAGGUGAUGCAAGGGGUUGAGAAGGUGAAACCAAAUCUUUGUGGUAGGGUUGAUCUCAGUGAUGUCAAGACAUUGGUAAAAGAAUGGAUUGAAAGCUGUCCAGCUCCUGAGCUGGAAGAUGUCGGUCAGUUCGUGCAAUAUAUAAAUGAUUUAGUGGACGAUAAGAAUUUAGAAACUGUAGAUUUGCUGCUGAAAUAUCUGAAAAGACAUGUUAUGAAAACUGGCAGAAGUGAAUGGAAAGAUGGUUACAAUUUGAUUGUUAUUCAGACACAGGAUCUCAUCAAAUCAAUCUAUGGCAGUCAGCUUAAAAUAGAAUCAGACCUGACAUAG